AUGUUGGGUAGAAUAUCCCAGGCUCCAUUGAUUGCGGCGAUUAAAAACAGUUCGUCCCAAGGAAAUUGCCUGAAUCGAUGGCAAAGAUGUAAGUUUUCAUCGCAGAUGAAAUCACCUUCGGAUGUCCAAUCAACAGAGACUAUUUCUCCAUUUCCACCGUUAACGGAACCUAUCCCUAAUCUUCCAAAACCUAUCUAUGCUACCGCCAAAGAAGAACACCAAGUGACACAAAUCACAGUUUUGCCAAAUGGUCUGAAAGUUGCAUCUGAAAAUCGUUUUGGCAAAUUUUGUACUGUGGGUGUUUUAAUCGACUCAGGUCCACGAUAUGAAGUAGCAUAUCCAAGUGGCAUAUCUCACUUCCUUGAGAAACUGUCUUUUAACUCGACUAAAUCUUUUGAAAGUAAAGAUGCAAUAAUGCUAACAUUAGAAAAGCAUGGAGGAAUUUGUGACUGCCAGGCAUCACGAGAUACAUUUGUCUAUGCAGCUUCAGCAGAACGUCAGGGGUUGGAUAUGGUGACCAGAGUAUUAGGAGACAUUGUUUUGAGGCCUCAAAUUACAGAUGAUGAGUUGAAUGCGGCCAAACAAACUGUACAAUUUGAACUAGAAUCACUACUAACAAGGCCAGAACAAGAACCAUUACUAAUGGAUAUGAUACAUGCGGCUGCCUACAGAGAUAAUACAUUAGGUUUGCCGAAAAUCUGUCCGAGUGAGAAUAUAGAAAAUAUCAACAGACAAAUUUUAUUCACAUACCUAAAAAAUUACUAUACACCUGCCAGGAUGGUAGUUGCAGGAGUUGGUGUUCACCACAAAGAUUUGGUAGAAGCAGCACAAAAAUAUUUUGUAGAUGAGAAACCGAUUUGGGAAGAAGAUGAUACUCUUCUUCUGAAGGAUAAAAAUCUUGGUUUGGUGGAUCACUCGAUAGCACAGUACACAGGCGGUUUUCUUUUAGAGGAAUGCAAUGUUCCUGUGUAUGCUGGACCUAGCGGAUUACCAGAAUUGUCUCACGUCGUUAUAGGUUUAGAGGGUUGUUCUCAUCAGGAUCCAGAUUUUGUUGCAAUGUGUGUAUUAAAUAUGAUGAUGGGUGGUGGAGGCAGUUUUAGUGCUGGAGGUCCUGGAAAAGGAAUGUACACUCGAUUAUAUACUAAUGUUCUUAAUAGGUACCACUGGUUGUACAGUGCAACAGCAUAUAAUCAUGCCUACACUGAUACAGGAUUAUUCUGCAUCCAUGCUUCUUCUACCCCUACACAUGUUAGAGAAAUGGUUGAAGUUAUCGUUCGUGAAAUGGUUGCAAUGGGUGGUAAUAUUACGGAUAGUGAAUUAGCAAGAGCAAAAAAACAACUACAAUCGAUGCUUCUUAUGAAUUUGGAACAAAGACCUGUAGUGUUUGAAGACAUUGGAAGGCAGGUUUUAGCAACUGGAAGCAGAAAACGACCGGAAUAUUUUAUUCAAGCAAUCGACAAGAUAACAAAAGACGAUAUCACCAAAGUAGUACGUCGCUUACUCAAAUCACCACCAAGUGUGGGUGCCCGAGGAGAAGUGAGAAGUAUACCAUCACUCGCUGAAAUUCAAGCAGGGUUCCUUGAUGAACAAGGUCGAUUGCCUGGCUCGCGAAAUAGGUUAUCACUUUUUCGUUAACGAUUUUAUGAUGAAACUAACUAGUUAUUCUAGGUUCUUCUCAAGAAGUGUUUCCUCAAAACGUAACGCAUCAUUUAUGAAAAUUAAAAAAUGAGAAAGGCUUGGCGUAGUAGCAAUCCAAUACCUGUCAAGUACAGCUCGAUAAAUAAAAAUAAGAAAUUGA
This is a messenger RNA of Orussus abietinus, 1798 nucleotides long. Its product is annotated as mitochondrial-processing peptidase subunit alpha. The record is from RefSeq and is a predicted model, not a curated record. Gene Ontology annotation, cellular component: mitochondrion. Gene Ontology annotation, molecular function: metalloendopeptidase activity; metal ion binding. NCBI's taxonomy places the organism in Eukaryota, Metazoa, Arthropoda, Insecta, Hymenoptera, Orussidae. The transcript has 11 exons. The coding region runs from base 1 to 1635 and encodes 544 amino acids.